AUGCUUCCCCCCAUCCCCUUCCCUACUCCCCCACAUUCCUUCCCUCACUCACUCAUUCCUUCCCACCCUCACUCAUUUUUCCCCACCCUCUCUCAUUUCUCCCCACCCUCUCUCAUUUCUCCCCACCCUCUCUCAUUUCUCCCCACCCUCUCUCAUUUCUCCCCACCCUCUCUCAUUCGUUCCCAUCCUUUCUCAUGCAACUCACCCCCCACCUUCCUCAUAACAUAUUACCUGCCUUCUCUCCCAGACUCCACCCACCUGCCCUCCCCAUCCCUGCCUUUCCCUCCCUGCCCUGUCCUUCCCCUUCCCCAUCCCUUCCUUUUCAUGCCCUCCCCUUCCCCCUCACUCCUCACCAGCUGCCCUGUUGUUCCCGAGCGUGUGCACCCAUCUAUUUCCCCAUACAUGCUUUCAUCAUUCCCCAUGUCCCCUUUCCGUUACUACCCCAUGUCCCCUUCCCUGCUUCCCCCCAUCCCCUUCCCUGCUUCCACAACUCCCCUUCCCCGCCUCCCCCUGUCCCCUUCCCUGCUUCCCCGUGUCCCUUUCCUUGCUUCCCCCCAUCCCCUUCCCUUCUGGUGCCCCAUCCCUUUACAUGCUUCCCCCCAUCCUCUUCCCUUCCCCCCAUCCCUUUCCCUGCUUCCCCAUGUCCCCUUCCUUGCUUCCCCCCAUCCCCUUCCCAACUUCCCCGUGUUCCCUUCCCUGCUUCCCCAUGUCCCGUUCCCUGCUUCCCCCCAUCCCCUUCCCUGCUUCCCCAUGUCCCUUUCCCUGCUUCCCCCCAUCCCCUCCCCUGCUUCCCCGUGCUCCCUUCCACGGCACUCACACGCACCACUUGUCUGCUCUUCAUAUUCUCCCUCAGUUUCCUCCUCACAUGUGUUGCGGAACCCUGCCGACACUGUGCAGGCAAUUGUGCUGAAUCUGGAUCAUGGGGCAAAGGCAUUUGAAUCGAGUAGAGCUGUGUGGUGUGGUCAGUGCGGAGUGGCAUGGGAGGAAGGUGCAAGAAGGCAAGCACAGAGUGAAGAGGCCGCAGCAUGA
Molecule: messenger RNA, 1029 nt
Organism: Closterium sp. NIES-65
Lineage: Eukaryota; Viridiplantae; Streptophyta; Zygnematophyceae; Desmidiales; Closteriaceae
Source: the annotation of a GenBank genome assembly